Molecule: messenger RNA, 1353 nt
Organism: Cyphomyrmex costatus
Lineage: Eukaryota; Metazoa; Arthropoda; Insecta; Hymenoptera; Formicidae
Product: protein bric-a-brac 2
Exons: 2
Coding region: 353-1336 (327 amino acids)
Biological process (GO): regulation of transcription by RNA polymerase II
Cellular component (GO): nucleus
Molecular function (GO): protein binding
Source: RefSeq, a predicted model, not a curated record
CGCACGUUGCCACGAGGCGCGCGGAUAAGACACUCGUACUCUUCCCGCGUCAUUUCGCGCGGACAACUGGAGGUUUUGCGUGUGGCUGUGCAUGUGUGUGUUGCAGAUGCGGUCUCGUUGCUGAUCCGAUCAAGGUGAACGUUGCCGAGAAGCAGAGGCGAGACGCACCACGAGGAGGCGACUGGAGGAAGAGACGAAAAGACGAGGAGGAGGUGGAGGAGGAGGAGGAGGAAGAGGAAAAACAGUGGAGAAAGCGUAAAAGGAAAAGCUCGCCUGGCGAAGUACAGGAAGCCGACGAAGGCAUUCCUCUUCGAGAGAGACAAGACGAGCGGAAGCUCCAUCACGUGCGAUCAUGACGCAACAAAGUGGAGCUGGGUCACCCCAGCAGUUCUGCCUGCGCUGGAACAAUUAUCAGACUAAUCUGACCAACGUCUUCGAUCAGCUCUUACAGAGCGAAAGUUUCGUGGACGUAACCCUGGCCUGUGACGGGCACAGCGUCAAGGCCCACAAGAUGGUCCUGUCGGCCUGCAGCCCGUACUUUCAGGCGCUCUUCUUCGACAACCCCUGCCAGCAUCCGAUAGUCAUCAUGAAGGACAUCAAGUGGCCGGAGCUCAAGGCCGCGGUCGAGUUCAUGUACAAGGGCGAGAUCAAUGUCUCCCAGGAGCAGAUCGGACCGUUGCUCAAGGUCGCGGAGAGUCUCAAGAUCCGCGGCCUCGCGGACGUCAACAGCGAACAGGAGCUGACGUCCAGGCCGACUCUGGAGGAGGUUGCGACCGCGGCGAUGCAGCGGAAGAAACGUCGCCGGAUAUCCGGCGAUCGCUCGCCAUCCGCCAACAGUCCGGAGCGUGUCGGCUCCGGCAGCAUCGGCCCCGACGACGACGUCAUCGGUAGUAACAUCAUAGUGCCCGAGAUUCACAGCAUGGUGCCGUCGACGGCCAGCUCGACGCCGAGAUCCCUCGGCUCGCCCAGCACGCCCAGCAUCUCCGUCACGCCGCAGAUCAACCUGCAGGAACUUCCGGUCUCGUUACCUUUACCGCCACCCCCGCCGCCACCGCCGCAGGGACAGCAGAGCUCGCACCCCCUGCCGACCCACCACGUGCCCGGCCACGUGACUUCCGGUCCGCACGCGCCCGUCAACCACCUGGGCGCCCACGGCCAACAGCUCAGCGUGCAACAGCAGCAGCAGCAGCAACAGCAACAGCAGCAGCAACAACAGCAUCAUCAACAGGGCGCCGGCGGUCAACCCGGCGCCGGCGACGACCUCGAGAUCAAACCCGGCAUCGCGGAGAUGAUUCGGGAGGAGGAAAGGGUGAGUAACUUCGACUUUACACGAUGAUGGAGCCGCAAUCGACG